AGUCUAUAACUUGAAAAAAUGGUGUCACAAAGAUUGUCCUUAACCUUACUUUUUCUCUUGGCAGCAUUAAUCACAGUUGCCAAAGGAAACAACAACAGGAAGCUAUUGACAUCUUACAAAUAUUCUCCUCCUCCAUCUCCGGUGUAUCGUCAUCCUGUGACCCCUCCUACUCCUGUAUAUAGACCUCCGGUUACUCUUCCUCCUCCUACUCCUGUUUAUCGACCUCCGGUUGCUCUUCCUCCUCCUAAACCUCCCGUCGCCUACUUCUACUAUAGGAGAUCUCCACCGCCUCCAAGGCCUAGAUAUGGAAGAGUGUAUCGACCACCUCCUUCCGGCAAACCAUGGUGGUGGUUGUAGUAGCGCGCUCAGGAAAAGAUACUAACUGCCUUUUGUGUAAUUGUAUAUACUCACUAGUGAAUUGUUAUCUAAAAAGAAGUUUGCCUGAAAACAUCAAAAGUGCAUUUGUGUUGUUUUGACUGAUUUGCUUUUAACUUUUUCAUUUAUUCAUUGUA
Molecule: messenger RNA, 512 nt
Organism: Capsella rubella
Lineage: Eukaryota; Viridiplantae; Streptophyta; Magnoliopsida; Brassicales; Brassicaceae
Product: leucine-rich repeat extensin-like protein 1
Exons: 1
Coding region: 19-357 (112 amino acids)
Source: RefSeq, a predicted model, not a curated record